This is a messenger RNA of Xyrauchen texanus (razorback sucker), 3647 nucleotides long. RefSeq names its product olfactomedin-like protein 2A. The transcript has 8 exons. Gene Ontology annotation, biological process: signal transduction. Bases 61 to 1983 code for a protein of 640 amino acids. NCBI's taxonomy places the organism in Eukaryota, Metazoa, Chordata, Actinopteri, Cypriniformes, Catostomidae. The record is from RefSeq and is a predicted model, not a curated record.
GUUGAAUCAGCGCACAUCACAGUUUCACUCACAGAGCAGCUAUAGUGAGAUACCGGCAAGAUGUGGAGGAUAGUGGCGUGUUUACUCAUGAUAUCCAGUCGUGUUUCAUCUCAUAACAAGAUCUUUGGGGAAGAACAAGUCCGAAUGACAUCUGAGGGCUCCGACUGCCGCUGUAAGUGUAUCAUGCGACCUUUGACUCGGGAUGCAUGCGCUCGCUUACGAACAGGAAGUGUGCGUGUGGAGGAUUUUUACACGGUGGAGACGGUGAGUUCCGGAACCGACUGUAAGUGUUCCUGCACUGCUCCACCCUCCUCGCUUAACCCCUGCGAGAACGAAUGGAAGAUGGAGAAACUUAAGAAACAGGCACCAGAACUGCUCAAGCUGCAGUCCAUGGUGGACCUUCUGGAGGGAACCCUCUUUAGUAUGGACUUGCUUAAAGUUCAUUCAUACAUUAACAAGGUGGUUUCACAAAUGAACAGCCUGGAAGAGAUGAUUAAGAUGAAUCUCUCUCGGGAAAAUGACUUUGUGAGAGACAGUGUGGCGACUCUGACCAAUCAGAUUCGCCAGUACGAUAACCAUUCUGACAUCAUGAUGAGUAUAAAGAAGGAACUUUCCAAUCUGGGACUUCAGUUGCUAAAAAAAGACUCCACUCCCUCGGGUCCUAACAGCAAAGCACAGGAAACAAUAAGGACAAAUAUCAAAGAUGCUUCCAAGAUUCCAACAAAGAAACCAGAGAAAGCAAAGCCUUCACCUAAAACAGUGAAGGAGAAGCCAGCGAAACCAAAGAAAGAGACCACUAAACCCAGUAAACCAGAUCAAACUGAACUGCCUGGCAAAACCAAACCAUCACAGAACCAGCCAGGAGUCAUCCGGGGCAUCACAUACUACAAAGUGACCUUAACUGAUGAGUCGGGCAAUCAGAACAGCAGAGGUGAAGAAAAGCCUGAUGAAAUCGACACGUUGCUGGAGGUAGAGGAAAGUACCACACCUGUGGUCACCACAGCAACAGAGACUACCAUGGCAACCAUACCCACAACAACAACAACCACUGCUCCCACAACAACAACAACAACCCAGAGCACAACAACUAGCAGAACAAUAUAUAGAGAGGAGCGACCGGCCCCAACUAUUGCACUAGUGCUGGAUAAUACAAGCAAUAACACAUACAUUGCAGUGAAAGAGCAGAGCUGUGAAGGGACACUGGCUUCGGUAGAUCUGCCGGUCAAACAGCACAGUUAUGGCAGAAACGAGGGGGCGUGGAUGAAGGAUCCCGUCGCCAAGGAUUCCAAGAUUUAUGUCACCAACUAUUACUAUGGCAACAACCUUGUGGAAUUCCGGAACUUGGACAACUUCAAACAGGGUCGCUGGAGUAAUCUGUACAAGCUCCCCUACAAUUGGAUAGGAACAGGUCAUGUUGUGUACAGAGGAGGGUUUUACUAUAACCGUGCCUUCACUAAGAACAUUAUUAAAUAUGAUCUCAAGCAACGAUACGUAGCAGCCUGGUCUCAACUGCAUGAUGUGGUCUAUGAAGACACCACACCUUGGAAAUGGAAAGGCCAUUCUGAUAUUGACUUUGCUGUAGAUGAGAGCGGUCUUUGGGUCAUUUACCCAUCUGUUGACUACGACUACAUUCAGGCUGAGGUCAUUGUAGUCAGUAAACUAGAUGCUAACGACCUGUCGGUCAAAAAAGAGACAACAUGGAGGACGAGACUGAGGCGAAAUACGUUCGGGAACUGCUUCAUAGUAUGUGGUGUCCUAUAUGCAGUGGAUGUUUACAAUAAGAGGGAAGGGGAGGUUUCAUACGCAUACGAUACGCUUACGGGGGCUGAGGCAUCUCCACGGUUACUUUUUAUUAAUGAAUAUGGGUUAACAACACAAGUUGAUUACAACCCUAAGGAGAAGGUUCUGUAUGCUUGGGACAAUGGGCACCAACUCACCUACAACAUCAAUUUCAUAGAGCAAGAAGAGAAAUUUACUUACUAAGAUGACAUUUCUUGAGGUUAUAUAAAGACAAAGGCAUUACAUAAAACUCAGUAGUUGAGUGCAGCUCUAAAGUUCUAGAAUUCACUGCCAGUUCUAGAACUCAAACAAAUGGAAUGCCCCUUUCACACAUUUUGAGUCAACAUUCUGCAAUGCAUUGAAGUCAGGCUACAGCAUUACCCCUGGUGCCUUGUUAAGGUCAACUGUUGUAAUGUGACACUCAAAGUUUAAACGAUUUUAACUUUGCCCAUGUUUGUCACUGAACUUUCAAAGCACAGCCAAAACACAAAAAGUUCAAACUGUUUACAUUUUGACCCAAUUUGCAGCUAUCCAUUUCGAAAUGCAUCCAAGGAUUACCAGACAAUUCGCAUGACAUAUUGUCACAAUGUCAAAGGUAUAGCUUUUCAAACGUUGAGUUACUUGUUGAGUAGUGUGAUAAAUCCUUGAUGCGUUUUGUUUGAAAGGGCAUAAAAGACCCCAUGCCAUUACUUACGGGCCAACAUAGUCUUGUAAUAAUUCGUACAAGAUGGCGAAAUUGUAAGAUAUUGUAUGAAUUGACUUCAGUAACGCCACUCCCUAUUAGCAGACUAAGCAGUCUGUGUAGGGCACCAACUCCCUAGGAGGGCACCAUCUUACCCUUGGAGGGCACUAGAAAGUCCACUGGCUGGCUGGCUGGCUGGCUGGCUGGCUGGCUGGCUGCCCCCGCCCAUCCCGGUCAGCCGCUUCACGCUCAUAUGAUGUGAACCACCCCCUGUCCACCUGGAACUCUCCAUAGGGCAUAUACCCCCAACAAAAUUUCAAAUCAAUAUACAUAAAUAUAUACUAUAAAUAUAUAUAUAUAUAUUAGCUAGCCUUCUAUCCAACAUUUUUAAGAUGGGAAAUAUCAGUGGACAGGUUUGGUUUCUCAUUCCAUAUUUAUUUAUGCAGAACAAAUGACUGAGGGGUCUUUAUAACCUGUAACACGCUUCCUUCGUAUCGUUCCAAACCCUAAUGUUUUCUUUCUUUACGGAAACUGCAUCCUUGCCAUGAGUUGCCCAAGCAGUUUAAGAGUUUUUUGACUGCUUCCUCUGAUGCAUCUGCUCCCCUCUAGUAUCUCUGGAAAUAAUAAAUGUUUGUUGUAAUCACUUACAAAGCCACAGCAAUAAAGUAACACAAGUAUGCUUCAUGUACCUGAUAUAAACAUAACAAGCAUUCAAGACACACCUGCAGAAAUAUUGUCUGCUUUCGUCUCAAAAAUGUUCCAGAACAUUGUUUCCUUGCGUUUUAGCCAAUAAAGCCUCAGUGGACUGGUAAAGCAUGACAUCACAAAGGAGAAAGAAUGUUUUUUCUGCUAAUGAGAGGGCAUGAUUAUGUUUGGGAUGUCUCUGUAAUGUCUGGGCAGGGUUAUGUAUAGAAUGUUUAUAACAAACAGUAAGGGUCAUGCAAGAAAAACCUCUGUAAUGCAUGGGUAGAGGUAAGUACGUAAUGUAUAAACAGUUCAACUGUGUUUAGAAUAUUGUUGUUAUUGUUAUAAAAUAGUUUUUUGUCUGUGUGCUCAAUGUAAAUAGUGGGAUAUUUGUAUUUUGUUUUGAGUAUUGGGUUUUAAAAAUACAAUGUUCCCAAGAGGAAGAGAUUUUUCGUACUCUGUUAAUGCAUCAUGUCUGAUUUUAAUAAACUUUAAUUUGAUU